ACCCCUCAUCCUGCACCAGGAGAACACGAGCAGCUCUGACGGGACAAACUCUUCAUUCUGUCGACAUCACUGCCAUUGAUUCAUCAGUCUAAAUGCAAGACUGAUUUUUAACUUGAAUCUGUGGACGAUAUGAAGAUGAAACUGUGAUGCUGAGAAGACGACGGUGAACUUAAGAUCGAAUCAUUAAAGCAUCAUUAAAGGAACCGGUUCGGCCCUGUCGAGGUGCCUCAUCUUCUGUGGAAAUGCCCGGGGAAGGAUCCGGUUCUGCGCGGUUCUCACACGGAGAUGUGGACGACGGGAAAGUUUCACCGAUCAUUUGUGAAGAUGAGCUGCUCAGCACCGGUCGGUACAUAUUAGAUGGACUCGGUUCGAAUCGAUAUAUCAUGAUGGGCGCAUCCCAACAAACACAGGAGAAUUCCAACCCGUGCUCCUUGUUUCCCUGCACGAGUCAGACUGGAUCCAUGUGCGCCGGUUCGGAUGGAUCGAGGUACGCGACGUCGCUCCAUUACGGUUCGGUUCUGCCGUCCACGGGAUUCUGUCAGUCUCUGUGUGCAGGACGCAAUGAGUUCGCCACAGGUUAUCAGUUUGGACACGGUUCUGGAAACACUUACCACUCGUAUCACGGUACCGGGUCUCUGUCUGGAGCGGGACUGAGAGCGCAGGUGUAUCUCUGCAACCGGCCGCUGUGGCUCAGAUUUCACCGGCACCAAACAGAAAUGAUCAUCACCAAACAGGGCAGGCGGAUGUUUCCAUUUCUAAGUUUCAAUAUUACCGGAUUAAGCCUGACAACGCAUUAUAAUGUGUUUGUGGAGAUUGUUGUAGCUGACCCGAACCACUGGAGAUUUCAAGGCGGAAAAUGGGUCACCUGUGGGAAAGCCGACAAUAACAUGCAAGGAAAUAAGAUUUACGUCCACCCCGAAUCACCAAACACUGGCGCUCAUUGGAUGAGACAAGAAACUUCUUUCGGGAAACUCAAACUAACGAACAACAAGGGAGCAAAUACUAAUAAUGCACAGAUGAUUGUCCUUCAGUCUCUACACAAGUACCAGCCGAGGCUUCAUAUUGUUAAAGUAUCAGAUGAUGGCAUUGAAAGCACAGGAAGAGAUCCUAAAACUCAGAUCUUCACAUUUCCUGAGAACCAGUUCAUCGCUGUCACAGCAUAUCAAAAUACAGAUAUCACUCAACUCAAGAUUGACCACAAUCCUUUUGCGAAGGGUUUUAGAGAUAAUUAUGAUUCGAUGUAUACUGUUCCAGAGCGUGAAAGACUUACACCAUCGCCGACAGAUUCACCUCGAACACAGAUUGUAUCGAGCGCACACUACGCCAUGCAACCAUUCCUGCAGGAUCAGUUCGUCAACAAUCUGACUCCGAGUCGUUGUUCUGUCCAACAAACUAAUGCCAACAAGUUAGAACUGACCGCAUAUGAGGGUGAUUAUUCCAGCUCCUUGCUGCCGUACAGUUUCAAAUCUUUACCUCUGCAGAGCCCUCACUCUCUUGGCUACUAUUCAGACUCUGCUUUUGCAUCUGUGACUGCAGGAUGGGGGUCAAGAGGGCCCUACCCGAGAAAAAUGACCUCUGGCUUGCCAUGGUCACCCAGGCCGAGUCCCACUAAUUUCACUGAUGAACAAACACCCGACAAAGACAAAUCCAGAGAGGAAAGUGCAUUUAUUCCAGCUGCAGCCUGGAUGGAGACCGCACCAUCUUUGAAACCUUUGGACUCUGCAGAACCAAGUAUUUACUCGAUAGUUUGUAAAAGGAGGAGAAUUUCUCAAGGCGAGUCCGGAGCCGAAAACUCCCCAACAAUCAAGUGUGAGGACUCAAUAGCUUCAGAAAACAUUAACAAAGACAUUUCGUCCACCGCCAAGGGUAUUGGCUAUUAUGCGUUCUAUGCCAGUACCUGAAGUGACUUUGAAGAGUCAUUAAUUGGCUUUUCUUCCGCUCCAUUAUAAAGUUUCUGUACGCAAUCUUGUCUGUGUUUUGAUAGCCAAAUUUUGGAUGUGCAGAGUUACUACACAUGUAAUCAGUUAAAUUCCCAAUUAUUUGAUAGUGAACUAUGGGUCUUUAAAUCAAUUUUUUCAGAUGCUCACCCAAAAGCCAACGGUUUCUGUGCACGUUCUAAGAAAGACAUUUGUAAAAUGCUGUGGUGUCUGUAUUAAAUGCCUCCUAUGUUUUGGAUUGGUAUUUUUCAUUUCUUAAAGUGUUUUUUGAAUAGACAGAAUUAAUGAAUACUAUGCAAAACCUGAUAUAGAUGUGGAAAAAUGUAGACAGAAAUGUAACCAAUCAUGUUUACAUGCACAUCAAUACGCUGAUUACUCCCAAAAAUCAGCUUAUUUAAAAAAUCUGACAAAGCAAGAAAACCGUGUUUAAAUGUGAUUUGAAAUAAUCAUGUUAUUCUCUGCUUUUGAGGAGUCAUGCGCUCAACAUAUGUGCACAUUGGAUAAGCCGGUGAGAACGCCAGUAAAGGUGUUUACAUGCCACAUGAAAUUGGCAUAAUGGGCAAAAAUCUACCUGUGUCGAUGGGUUUAUUCUUAUUUAGUUUUUUGUUUUUGUUUUUAUUUUAUUUUCUCCCCAAUUCC
Molecule: messenger RNA, 2576 nt
Organism: Myxocyprinus asiaticus (Chinese sucker)
Lineage: Eukaryota; Metazoa; Chordata; Actinopteri; Cypriniformes; Catostomidae
Gene: eomesb
Product: eomesodermin homolog b
Exons: 7
Coding region: 243-1901 (552 amino acids)
Biological process (GO): positive regulation of DNA-templated transcription; CD8-positive, alpha-beta T cell differentiation involved in immune response; regulation of transcription by RNA polymerase II
Cellular component (GO): nucleus
Molecular function (GO): RNA polymerase II cis-regulatory region sequence-specific DNA binding; DNA-binding transcription factor activity, RNA polymerase II-specific
Source: RefSeq, a predicted model, not a curated record